This is a messenger RNA of Thunnus maccoyii (southern bluefin tuna), 3126 nucleotides long. Its product is annotated as homeobox protein OTX2-like. Gene Ontology annotation, molecular function: DNA-binding transcription factor activity, RNA polymerase II-specific; RNA polymerase II cis-regulatory region sequence-specific DNA binding. Bases 2110 to 3126 code for a protein of 338 amino acids. Gene Ontology annotation, cellular component: nucleus. NCBI's taxonomy places the organism in Eukaryota, Metazoa, Chordata, Actinopteri, Scombriformes, Scombridae. Gene Ontology annotation, biological process: multicellular organism development; regulation of transcription by RNA polymerase II. The record is from RefSeq and is a predicted model, not a curated record. The transcript is spliced from 3 exons.
ACUGUUAUAAUUGUUAUUAUUAUUAUUGUCAUUAUUACUGCUACUACUACACUAUAUCGAAAUUAAGAAUCGCGGUCAAAAUUUGGAAGCCUGUGGAAAUCACACCUGCAAUUAAACCACAUUUCAAAGUUUACAACAUAAUUUUCUCCAAAAGAGAAAAUAAAGCGUUUCAACUAUGUUCCUGCUGCUAAAAUAAAAGCCAUGAACAUACUCAAAGAAAUGCCAGUGUGAACGGUGCAGACUGUUUAGUGGCAUCACACUGAAGAUGAAGCUAAACCCUUUUCUAAUCAGUCCGUCUGUUCUUUUAAUUUUUAUUUUAUUUUUGGAGAAUACAGAGACAAUAAGUCGCCAAACUCUUGUAGAUUGACGUAAAUCUUGGCGAGAAAUGCACGUAGAGUGCACACAGAGCAUCCGAUCAGUAGUGCAAAUUGAUGCAAGUUACAUUAUCAUUGGCUCAAAUAGAGAAAAUAAAGAAAACAAAGACAGAUUUGAGCUUUUCGGAUAUUACAGGUAAUUUUCGUCAUAAUUAAAUGUUUCCUGCAGCUCAGUUUCACACUCUCACUGAGUGAAUCCAGUACUGCCAACCGAGGGCACCGAGUCCAUAUUCACUGAGUGAAGUUUCAGUUUAAAAUAAACCCUCAUUUAUGCCACACAGCUUUCUCCUCAGCAGGAAUUUGGAGACGAUUUAAUGCAACAAAAGGGGAUAAAUGUGGAUGCGUAAAAGUGACACCUGCGCUGAAGGGGAAGAAGAAAAUAUUAGGCCUGCUAUGCUAUCGAAAAAAUGUUUCGGGGCCUUGUCUCUGUGCUGGCUAUAAUUUAGAGGACAAUAAACCAACACGUCACAUUUAAUAUGUCACACUUAUGAUUUUUGAGGCUCUGGUGACAGAUUGUAUUUAUGCGUCUAAAUCGGGAGUUUAGCUCCAUUAAUUGAACAUUUAUAAUAAUUAAUCAACUGUUUCAUUUUUUUUUCUCUCUACAAAGUGCUGAGGAUUAUUCUCAUCAGACUAAAUAAAUAAAGACGGCAAAACGUAAACGUGGAGUUAAUAUAAAAGUCAAAUGCCGUGUUUGAUUUGCUGCAUCAUUUUUAGGAGCCUGGAGCACUUUAAACUGUAAUCACAGCAAACUGCAGCUCCAGUUAGAUGCCACUCGGAUUAUCUCGUUAAUUCAUCAACAGGAAAAAAAAACAAAACAUUUAUCGUAAUUAAUUCUCGGACAGGGUAAUUAUUAUUGAGCGGGUGUGUGCAACUGGUAGACGGAUCUGUUUUAAGUGUGACAGAUUGGGAUGAGGGGGUUAAAACCGUUGGAUAUUGAAGGGGAAAAAAUGCAACUAAUCAAGACGCACAGUGGGGAUAACGGGUGAGGGUCACUGAAGUUGAAGUGACAGCAAUCACGCAUUUACCAAUCAACAUCACAGAGCAGGUUUAUUUCUGAUUAAAGUACUGCAAGGACAGUCACGUGUUCAAAAGCACGUCCCUUUUUUUAUUGAAUUAAGUCCUCUCUGCGUAAAAUAAGAUCGUGUUUUUAAGUUAAAAAUAUGAAUAAUUUUCACUCUAAAUUGCCUUGAAAAUUCAUGCCAAUCUUGUAGAAGAAUUUUUUAUUUAAGGUUUCUUAAACAGGGCCCAUAAUUAGGUCUGAAAGAUGAUUAUUCUGAUUAUUAAAUAGGAUGGAUAUGUGAAUUCACAUGUUUCAGUAACAUCAGGUAAAUUUCUUCUUUCAUUUAUAGACAAAACUUUACAUUAAACUAGAGAGACAAAUACAUGAAGUAUAAAAACUGAGUAAACACUUUGGUGAAGGUUGUAUUCAUAUUUUAUCUUAAAGAGCACAUGACAGUUAAAGGUACACGUAUUUAUUUAAUUGUACAACAGGAACCAGUGACAAAAAAUUAACUUUCAAGUGACUUGUUGCAAUUAUAGCAGCCUACCAGUGUAUUGCUUUGUGUGUGUGUGUGUGUGUGUGUGUGUGUGUGUGUGUGUGGGAGGGAGUGGGGGGGCUUGUCGAGAUGAGGACAGCUGGAGAUGUGGUUGGUGCUUUUUGAAGAGCGCCGUGCGUUUUGGAGAGGGCUCAUUUCACGACAGCGGCAAUGCAAACGGACCUAAUAUCUCUUCAUCGAUGUUCUUCUCUUCUUCUCGUGUUUUGGAACAGGUGCCCGGUAUAACACGGACCACGCUGCGAAAAGAGGACACCAAGUAUACCUCGGGAGCUCCAUCCAUUUUCAAAAUUUUCUCCAACUUCAGCCCACAGACAAACAUUAGCAUGAUGUCGUAUCUAAAGCAACCACCUUACACAGUCAAUGGCUUGAGCUUAACUACUUCCGGAAUGGACCUUUUGCAUCCAUCAGUGGGCUAUCCAGCAACGCCACGGAAGCAAAGGCGAGAGAGGACUACUUUUACGCGCGCUCAGCUCGACGUUUUGGAGGCGUUGUUCGCCAAAACUCGGUAUCCGGACAUAUUCAUGCGCGAAGAGGUGGCGCUGAAAAUCAAUCUACCUGAGUCCCGUGUACAGGUCUGGUUUAAGAACCGGCGGGCAAAGUGUCGCCAGCAGCAGCAGCAGCAGCAGAACGGGGGCCAGAACAAGGUGCGACCUGCCAAAAAGAAAAGUUCCCCAACCCGAGAAGUGAGCUCAGAGAGCGGGGCCAGCGGCCAGUUCACGCCCCCCACCAGUACCACCACAGUCCCCGCCAUCUCCACCACCACCGCCCCAGUGUCCAUCUGGAGCCCGGCGUCCAUCUCUCCGCUCUCAGACCCGCUGUCUACCUCCUCCUCCUGCAUGCAGAGGUCCUAUCCCAUGACCUACACCCAGGCCUCGGGGUACAGCCAGAGCUACGCCGGCUCGACAUCCUACUUCGGCGGCAUGGACUGCGGCUCUUACCUCACUCCCAUGCACCACCAGUUGUCAGGCCCGGGCUCGACUCUCAGUCCGAUGAGCACAAACGCGGUCACAAGCCAUCUGAACCAGUCCCCGGCGUCCCUCUCCACCCAGGGCUACGGGACGUCCGGCCUGGGCUUCAACUCCACAGCAGACUGCUUGGAUUAUAAGGACCAAGCGGCGUCGUGGAAGCUGAACUUCAAUGCCGAUUGCUUGGAUUAUAAGGAUCAAACUUCCUCGUGGAAAUUUCAGGUCCUGUGA